This is a messenger RNA of Fusarium poae, 828 nucleotides long. RefSeq lists its product as uncharacterized. The record is from RefSeq and is a predicted model, not a curated record. Lineage: Eukaryota; Fungi; Ascomycota; Sordariomycetes; Hypocreales; Nectriaceae. Bases 1 to 828 code for a protein of 275 amino acids. The transcript has a single exon.
AUGUCAGAAACAUCUGGAACUCAGAAUGAACUAUUCUUUCGAUCGUACAAUGAACCAUCCACCACAACAAUUGUGCUAAUCCACGGCCUCUUCUCCUGCAACCUCGAAUGGGAGCACGUCGUACCAUUCCUUGGCGAUUAUCAUCUUAUAAUUCCAGAUCUUCCUCAGCACUCUAAAUCGAAAGAAUUUGGUCCAUGGUCUCUGGAACUUGGCUCGGACUCUGUCGCACAUCUUAUCCGAAACUACGCCCACAAUGGCCAAGCGCAUGUCGUCGGCCUCUCGCUGGGAGGCUUUACAACCAUGGAGAUAGUCCGUCGACAUCCAGACCUCGUCAUGUCAGCAUUUGUCACCGGGUCUGCGCCAUUCAUGCCCUGGCAGACUUGGAUUGCUGAGCGACCCAGCCUUCUUCACUAUGGAUUGAAGCUGGUCCUGAACUCUGGCUUUUACUCGUUCAGCGUCUGGAAGGCGGGCCUGAAAAAUCACGAUCAGUUGAAGAAUGAGAUUGCUUGCAAUAACGAUUGGAACUUGGUCAACGACGCUUACGGUGGUCUUGCGAAGUGGGGAAAGGAGGCUGUGAAUGAUGUCGCUGCAAAGGAUAAGCGGAUAUUGGUCAUUGCAGGAGACCAGGGCGACAAUAUUGAGGGAACGAAAGAGAUGGCUCAAGUACUACGUUCACAAGGGCUUGGUGACGGAAAGAGAAGCGCAGCUUGUGUUAUUAAGGGCGCUAUCCAUGGUUGGAAUCUUCAAUUUCCUGAAUUAUUUGCGGAUGGAAUCAAGGCUUGGGUCAAAGACAGGCCUCUACCUGAAGAGUUCGUUGAUCUGCUAUGA